AUGGAUGCGUAUGAGAUUCACUAUGGUACCAGCGGAUUCCGCUUCACAAUUGACGACCCUAAAACUCUGAAAUCAUGGAAUCAAGAUACUGGAAUCGUGAAUUUGGAAGAUUUACCCCCUUUUAUAAUAUACAGGUGUGGAAUAGCACUGGCUAUAAUCGCAAAUUCCAAUAUAGACACAAACAAUUCAAAAAAUAAAUUCAUCGGCACCGUUAUUACAGCAUCACACAAUCCAUAUAAAGAUAAUGGAAUAAAAAUGUUUGGUUCUGAUGGAUAUUUAAUUAAUGAAUUCUGGGAGAAUGAACUUGAAAAGUUGGUCAAUUGUAGAACUGAUUUUCAACAAUAUUUGUUUGAUAACAUGGAAAAGUACAAUAUCAGAUGUAGUAAAGAUGACUCAGAAAGGGUGAUAUUGAUUGGGAGAGAUAACAGGGAAAGCGGAUCUGAGAUUGUCAAAAUAUUAAUUUCAGGAAUAUAUUAUGGGGAAAAGGUCUUUGGGAAAGUAAAAUUCAUUGAUAUGGGAAUAAUUUGCACUGCAACAUUAGCUUGGUGUGUGAGAUUUGCUAAGGUAGAUCAGGAAGAUUAUUAUAAAAAUCUUUCAAAUAAUUGGGACCUGCUAAUUACUAAUAUAAAACAAACUCACAUAAAUAAUAAUUUGGACAGGGGUAUAUUGAUAAUAGACACUGCACAGGGAUCAUUUUCUACAAAGACUGAAUUCCUUAAAAAUUCACUAAUCAAACUAGGAAUAUCUACACAAUUUUACCAUUGUGAUCAUUUGAAACCUAUAAAUGAUGAAUGUGGAUCUAAUUAUGUAAUGUCAAAGAAGUUGCCUCGUGAAAUUUUGAAUAAAAUAAAUAUACUUAGAGGAUAUAGAUGUGUAUCAUUUGAUGGAGAUGCUGAUAGAUUAAUUUAUUAUAUUGCAGAUGAUUUACCUAAAAUUGCAGAUGGAGAUUACAUUCUUUGUUUAAUUAUCAAAUGCAUUGCCAACAUACUUUCAAAUUAUAACACCGAUGAAUUAACAAUCGGGAUAGCACAAACACAGUAUUCAAAUAUAUCAUCCACUAAUUUCAUAUUUGAUAUAUUUGAUAAAUUACCUAUAAAUAUCAAAUGCAGGCAUAUAUACACAGAGUGUGGAGUUAAGCAUUUGAAACGAGCUAUUAAUGGAUUUGACAUUGCUAUAUUAUAUGAAUCUAAUGGACACGGGGAAUUGAUUGUUAACACAGCUAAUGUACCAAGCGAGUUAUUUUACUUGUCAAACAUUUCCAAUAUAGCAAUGGGAGAUUCGGUUUCAAAUUGUUUAAUGGUGGAAGCGUGUUUAUGUAUGUUAAACUUAAGUAUCGAUGAAUGGCUAGAAUUUUACAAACCAAUCCCAUUUAUUCUAUCGCAAUUACCUUUGGAUAACAUAUAUCGAAAUAAUUUCAUGAAUUUACUACCAAAAAUUGUACGAUAUGGGAAUCAUAUCUUCUCAGGCCACCACAAAAGCAGAUUCUUGAUUAGAUUAUCCGGAACUGAAAGUUGCAUCAGAGUAUUUGUAGAGUCAAAUAAUUGUGUGGAAUUGUCUAGGCAAUUGGAAGAUAUGAUUAGACAAACUAUUGCAAAUAUUUGUUAUUUAUAA
This is a messenger RNA of Babesia microti strain RI, 1611 nucleotides long. Its product is annotated as phosphoacetylglucosamine mutase. The record is from RefSeq and is a predicted model, not a curated record. Gene Ontology annotation, molecular function: phosphoacetylglucosamine mutase activity. The transcript has 4 exons. Bases 1 to 1611 code for a protein of 536 amino acids. NCBI's taxonomy places the organism in Eukaryota, Apicomplexa, Aconoidasida, Piroplasmida, Babesiidae. Gene Ontology annotation, biological process: carbohydrate metabolic process; UDP-N-acetylglucosamine biosynthetic process.